Molecule: messenger RNA, 3709 nt
Organism: Rubroshorea leprosula
Lineage: Eukaryota; Viridiplantae; Streptophyta; Magnoliopsida; Malvales; Dipterocarpaceae
Source: the annotation of a GenBank genome assembly
AUGAAGCCCAAUGAGCAACCGAAGGAGAAGCCUAUCCCACAAAAAGAAAGCCCAAAGGGAGAGGAAUCUACAAACAUGUGUCUAGCCCAAGCUAAAGUGGCAAAGGUGAUCCAAAAUACAAACAAGGAAAGAGGCUCAUUUAGAAGCGAAAAUUCUAGAGAUGAAAGCAACAGCGACAAUGAAGAUGUGUUUUGGAAGGGGCACAAAAUGGAAAGAGGUCGCAUAGAAGACUGGAUUGGCAAACAGUUAGAGGAGAUGAGUUCAAAAAGGAAAAGGAGGGUGAGGCGAUGCAGCUCGGUGUAUUUAGAAACCAGUGUAAGGGAUGUAAGAGCAAAAAGAAAAAGAGGAAGAGGGAAACAAAGCACGCAACAAAUGGAAGGGAAACCAAUUCCAACAUUCCUACCAAACCCAAAUGGAAAAGUUGUCGGAGAUUCAAUUGGAGAUAGUGGUAUACAGAAUUGUAACAGAUCUCUGAAGAAGCAGUGGCAAAACAAAUUGGCCAAGGAGAUUUGGGAUCUGGCGACACAACUCGGAGCAAUGGCAGAAGACGAUAAUGAGGUGAUCCAAAGAAUUGAAGAGAUGGAGGUUAGAGAUAGACAAGCAAGCUUAACCAUGGUGAACCGAGAUGAUGAAGCCAAUAAGAAGGGGACAGAUGAUAUGGAGUGGGUUUCAAAGCCAUUUAAUGGCAAUUCAGGAGGCUUGCUUUGUGUUUGGAAUUCCAAAGUGCUCAAGAAGGAAGAGGUUAUAGAGGGAGAUAAUUUUAUUGGGGUGUUUGGGUUGUGGGGAGCAGAAAAAACACCUGUGUACAUUUUAAAUGUGUACUCACCUUGUCAACUCGCAAGCAAGAGAGCCUUAUGGGAGCAGUUGCAAGGCUUAAUAAAUAACAGAAGGGGGAACUGGUGUUUAGCAGGGGAUUAUAAUGCUGUGAGAAGGCUGAUUGAUUUGCCGUUGGUGGGGAGAAAAUACACCUGGUAUAAUUCUAAUGGACAAUACAUGAGCAGGAUUGACAGAUUUUUAUUAUCUGAAGAAUGGACCACAAAAUGGAGUGAUGUGAAACAGUGGGGGUUGAGGAGGUCAGUUUCAAACCACUGUCCUGUUUUGCUGAGGAAUGAAUGUGUUGACUGGGGCCCAAAACCAUUCAAAUAUUAUGAUGCUUGGCUUGAACAACCAGGAUGCAAGGAGGUGAUCACAAAUGCAUGGACCAACAAUGAAGUGAGUGGAUGGAAUGGAUUUAAGCUCAAGGAGAAACUGAAAAGAACAAAACAAGUGCUUAAAGAGUGGAGUUAUCAAAUGAACACAGAGAUGGACAGCAAGAUAAAGGAAGCCGAAACUGUUAUUGCUGCAAUAGAUAAGAAAGGAGAACAGAAUCAAUUGUCGGCUACUGAUGUAGACAAAAGGAGAAACAACUUUAUUGAUCUAUGGAAGAAUUUGAGAAUUAAGGAGAGGAUGUGGCAACAAAAAUCAAGGAAGCUAUGGUUAAAAGAAGGGGACGCGAAUACAAAAUUCUUCCAUAAAUGUGUGAAAGGAAGAUGGAGAAGAAAUGAGAUCAGUAGUAUUCGGAUCAAUGGGAAACAAUAUACAGAAGUGGAAGAAAUAAAGGAAGGGGUUGCCAAGUACUUCCAAGAAAUGUUUACAGAAGAAAAAUGGAAGAGACCUAAGCUAGAUGGGAUAAGCUUCAAGCAAAUAACAAAGGAAGAUAAUGAGCUCCUCACAGUAGCAUUCUUGGAACAGGAAAUUAAAGAAGCAAUAUGGAAUUGUGACUCAUCCAAAGCUCCAGGUCCAGAUGGAUUCAACUUCAGAUUUAUAAAGAUGAUGUGGGAGGUCAUAAAACCAGAUGUGGUUGGCUUUGUACAAGAAUUCCAAAAACAUGGUAGGCUCGUCAAAGGGUCAAAUGCCUCUUUCAUUGUGUUAAUCCCAAAGACUGAAAGCCCCCAGGGAAUUGAAGAAUACAAACUCAUCUCACUAAUAGGUGUUAUGUACAAAGUCAUCUCAAAAUUACUAACAAACCGAUUGCGUAAGGUGUUAUCCAAGGUAAUCGGGGAGCAACAGAUGGCUUUCAUCAAGGGAAGACAAUUAGUGGAUGGAGUAGUGAUUGCAAAUGAAGUUAUUGACGAAGCCAAAAGGAAGAAGAAAAAGUGUUUUCUAUUUAAGGUAGAUUUUGAGAAAGCAUAUGACAAAGUGUGUUGGGAGUUUAUAGACUAUAUGAUGAUGAGGAUGGGGUUUAGUGCAACCUGGAGAAAAUGGAUACAGGAAUGCCUAAAAUCAAGCUCUGUUUCAAUUCUCAUAAAUGGUAGUUCGACGAAACAAUUCUCAGUUAAUAGAGGCAUCUGCCAAGGUGACCCGCUGUCCCUAUUCUUAUUCUUGAUUGUUGUAGAGGGAUUGAAUGAUCUAGUGUCAUCGACAGUGGAGAAGAAAAGAAAUAGUCAACUGAUGGGAGUAGGAGUAGAACAAAACUGGAGAUCUAAAAUGGCCUACCGACUGUGUUGUAAAGAAGGAGAGUUCCCAUUUAAAUAUCUAGGAAUUCCAAUUGGUGGGAGUCAUAGAAGAGUAGCCAUGUGGCAGCCACUGGUAGACUCUGUUAAAAGGAAGCUGGCUAGUUGGAAGGGUAGACAUCUAUCUAUGGGAGGUCGCAUCAUGCUUAUCAAUUCAGUGCUAUCAAGUUUGCCCGUAUUCCUGAUUUCAGUCUUCAUAAUCCCAAAAGAAGAAGGGGGCCUAGGAGUGAAGGACUUAAGGAAAUUUAACAUGGCGUUGGUGGGAAAAUGGUGGGGUAGGCUUGCAGAAAAUAGGGAUAGCUUGUGGAAGAAAUUUCUUGUUGAGAAGUAUGGAAAGAGAGGGGGACACUGGCAAGAUUGGAUUAUUGGAAAUAAUGGUGCAAGGUCAAUAUGGUGGAAGGAUGUCUGUGGUUUGAACACUAUGGAUGGGGAGUGUGUAGGCUGGUUGAGGGAAGGUUUUAGAAUUAACAUAGACGCACAUGUGCAACCAAAUGGGAAGCGAAAGAGACGGAUCAUGGGAAUGGAAUCUAACAUGGAGGAGAAAGUUGUUCGAGUGGGAAGCAGAAGAGACGAUGGAACUGCAGAACAUGAUAAAAGAUAUGAAGCCUACGCACUGUUAACAAAAAAGGAGAAAGGAUCAACCGGAACUACAAUCUUUACAAGAAUAUGGAACUUCGCCCUUCCAAGCAAAAUUUCAGCUUUCAAUUGGCAACUACUAUUGGAUAGAAUACCAACUAAAAAGAACCUGUUGAGAAGAGGGAUCACCAAAGACAUGAGAGAAAGCAAGUGUGAAAUAUGUGCUGAAGAAGAAGAGGACACAACGCACUUGUUCUUAAGUUGCAGGAUCGCUCGAUGGCUAUGGAAGGCCUGUGCAAAGUGGUGGGGGACUAAGUUUUCAUUGGAAGUAGACUGUCGAAAUACCUUUCAAAAAUUAGGAGAGCCAAGCAUCAAAGAAGGGUGGGAUUGCAUAUGGAAUUCAUUUGUUUAGUCUGUGUGGUUGGCUCGAAACCAAAAGAUUUUCCAAGGCAAAGAGAUCAAUCCAGGGAAGCUUCUUGAACUCAUCCAACUGAGAUCCUAUCUUUGGAUUAAAUAUAAAAAUGAUAAAAUGAAAAGCAGCCUCUUCUCGAUAUCAGAUUGGCUCCAAGAUCCAGUAUCUUGCUUAAGAGAUGCUACAGCAAGAAGAUGGCAAAAUAGGGCAAUAAAUCAAGGUUAAAGAU